GCAAGUGACGGCUAUCGGAUAGUUAUGGUUGGUUGUUUCUUUUCAAUCAUAAUAAUACGAGUUAUAUCUGAUUGGUUAUUGAAGGCGCUCAAUUUUUCAAUCUGAAUUUAGUGAAUAAUGUCGACUUCUUUGUUUUUUGUUAAUACAGAUUCAAACGAAGACAAAUCAGAGCUACAAUGUGUGGACGACCAAUCUCAGACUCAAAGCGAAGCCCAACAAGCUUUGCAACACUUUUGGCCAAAAGUUAUGGACGAAAUCAGAUCCAUUCGUAAUAUGGAUCUGAAACAACAAGUACUACCUUUGGCUCGAAUAAAAAAGAUUAUGAAACUUGAUGAAGACGUCAAAAUGAUUAGCGCUGAGGCUCCUUUGCUGUUCGCAAAGGCUGCAGAAAUUUUUAUACAUGAACUCACAUUGAGAGCUUGGAUUCAUACCGAAGACAACAAGAGAAGAACUUUACAGCGAAAUGAUAUAGCAAUGGCCAUUACAAAGUAUGAUCAGUUUGAUUUCUUAAUCGACAUUGUGCCAAGGGACGAUAUAAAACCAACCAAGAUUAGAGAGGAUGGGACAACAGCGCGUAGUGGAACAAAUCCAGAUCAGGUCCACUACUAUUUCCAAUUAGCUCAGCAACACCAUGCUAAUUUGCAACAAAAUAAUACCUCCACAACCUCAGGUUCUACAACAACCGUAACACAGCCUCAAGGAACCAUACAAAUUGUUCAGCCACAACAACUUCAAACAGUACAAGUCAGUGCUAUUGAGCAGAAUACAGGAGAUUCUUCACCUACGGCCACAACGACCCAAACUCCCGUGAUCAUCCAACAGAGUCAAACCAUUCCUCAGAGUCAGCAAGGAAAUGUUCAAAUCAUUCAACAGAUUGUCACCCCUAAUGGAGAAGUGCAGCAAAUACCAAUCCAACUGACACCUCAGCAACUUCAGAUGAUAAAAAUGCAGUUGCAAGGCAAUUCUUCCCAACCCGUUAUCAUUCAAACAGCCCCCAUUGGCACUGGGGCGCAGCCACAACUGAUUCAAGUUGCUCAACCGGCGACAACUGGGACACAACAAGUUUAUAUUGCACAAAGCAAUAACGGUGCUGAUACUGAAUAGAACUAACGUAUUUUAAUAUAAGGUUUUUAAAAGUGCUCGUUGUGGUUUUGGAAUGUUGUAAUUAUUUAUUUGUCUUUUGUUAUAGGAAGUUGUAAUAUAGAUUUCAGGAUAUA
Molecule: messenger RNA, 1217 nt
Organism: Leptinotarsa decemlineata (Colorado potato beetle)
Lineage: Eukaryota; Metazoa; Arthropoda; Insecta; Coleoptera; Chrysomelidae
Gene: Nf-YC
Product: Nuclear factor Y-box C
Biological process (GO): regulation of transcription by RNA polymerase II
Cellular component (GO): nucleus; CCAAT-binding factor complex
Molecular function (GO): RNA polymerase II cis-regulatory region sequence-specific DNA binding; protein heterodimerization activity; DNA-binding transcription activator activity, RNA polymerase II-specific
Source: RefSeq, a predicted model, not a curated record